Molecule: messenger RNA, 1794 nt
Organism: Scedosporium apiospermum
Lineage: Eukaryota; Fungi; Ascomycota; Sordariomycetes; Microascales; Microascaceae
Exons: 7
Coding region: 1-1794 (597 amino acids)
Biological process (GO): transmembrane transport; spermine transport; spermidine transport
Cellular component (GO): membrane
Molecular function (GO): spermine transmembrane transporter activity; spermidine transmembrane transporter activity
Source: RefSeq, a predicted model, not a curated record
AUGUCAGUAUCACCAGCCGAAAAGGACAGCGAAAAGGCUAGCUCCCUCGCGGAGACGCCCGGUACUCCUCCAGAACUUCAAACUGAGUCCCAGGAAGUGAUCCCAUAUGAGCAAGACCCGCGGAAUCCAUGGAAUUGGAGCAUGGCAUCGAGGAUCUUCCACACUGCGGUGCCGUGUUGCUUGUCGUUCCUCAUGACCUUUUCCACGUCUGUCACCGUCCCUGCUGCCGGGUUAAUCAUGGAAGAUUUUCAAGUCUCACGAACGCAGUCACUCCUACCAAUAACCAUAUAUACUCUGGGUCUCGGCUUCGGUCCGCUCCUAGUCGCACCAUUCUCGGAAGUUUGGGGACGAAAAUGGGUGUACCUCAUCACAACAACUUUCCUACUCGCCUUCACUGGAGGUUCCGCCGCCGCCAAUAACUUUUCUGCUCUCCUAGCAUGCCGAUUCCUCGCCGGCCUACUGGGGUCCGCAGGUAUCGCCAUUGGGGCAGGAACUGUGGUCGAUGUCUGGCAACUGCACAAGGGUGGAGCGCAAGCAUCAAUCCUCUUUAUAUUAGGGCCAUUCCUGGGUCCGACACUCGGGCCCUUGGCUGGCGCAUACGUACUCAAGGAUCACGGAUACGACUGGCGCUGGACCCAAUACCUCCUGUUGAUUGUCGGAGCUCCCGUCUGGUUGGGCUGCCUUGUAAUGAAGGAGACUUCGCAAAAGUGGAUUCUGCGCAACGACGAGGGCUCAAAGAUAACCCUAGCGGGUUCCCAGAUAGCCUCCCUCAUCGUCGGUGCACUCAUCAAGCCGACAAAGAUGCUCUUUACGGAAGUUGUCGUGUCCUCGCUGGCCAUCUACUCGGCCUUCGCUUACGCCAUGAUUUUUAGCUACUUUGCCAGCGCAUCAUAUGUGCUACCGAAGUUCUACGGCUUCGACCCCCGCCAAACAGGAUUGACUUUUAUUAGUAUCAUCAUCGGUUAUCUGCUGGGUGGUAUCAUGUUUGUCGGCUUUGAUGUUACUCUGCACGGUCGGGCGAGGAAGCGAAGCCCUGAUGGGAGGACGGGGCCAGAGCAUCGACUUUACGCUGGGAUGGCCGGGAGUAUUUUCAUCCCGGUCGGCCUGUUCUGGUACGCGUGGGCGGCAAAGCAGAACGGCAAUUGGGCAGUGCUGGUGGCUGCGGGCAUUCCGUUUGGCCUGGGCACCUUUGGUCUCUUCCUCUCUGUCAUUACGUACAUGGUUGACUUUUACGGCAGAGAAAGUGCCGCGUCAGCUCUUGCGGCGAACGGCAUAUUGCGAUACACGCUCGGGUCCGUAUUCCCACUAUUCACCUUCCAGAUAUUUGAGGCUGAGGGCUGGUCCGUGUUUUCAGCGCUCUCGGUCGCGGCCGCUGCCAUUCAGUUCCUAGACUUUAGCGUUCGCUGUCUGGCUGGAAUCACCGCAGCGUAUCGCUCGAUCGACUCGGGUGGCUCUCUACCGGAUUAUUCAGAUAUUCUGGGAACCGCGGAAAUGCUGCAUUCCUCAAGUACUCGCUUAAGGGAAUCUUUAUCGCAAGACAUGCUGCGCAGGCCGCCGACAAAGUCUGAGCAGCAGGUCAUCGCCGUUUCUACGCAGUGUGUUGAUAUUGCCAAUGAUUUGAUCCGUGCUCUCGACCAUUUUGCCCCUUCGGAUCUCACAGCAGCCUCGGUAGUGAAUAAAAUCUACGCAAGUUUUAAGGCUUCGUUAAACGCCAGAACUGUGCAGACCCUCCAACAGAAGAUACGCGAUGUCAGGGAGGAGUUAGUGUACGUUGUGCUUCUCGACCUAAGGUAA